AAGAGCACAGUGAGAGAGGUAGAAGGGCAAGGAGAGGAGAGGAGAGGAGCAGAAUGCUUAGAUGGUGAAGGUGCUGGUGCCGCAACUGGAGCGACAGAGCGCGAGAGAGUAGAAGGUUGCGUAGCCAUUCAGUAGAGCGAGCGAGCGCUUCCCGAUCGGAGGAGAUCGGCAGGCCCAUCUCGGUCGAGCCCACGUUUAGGCUCCCGAAUAGUCGGACCCACGGUGGGACCGAGUAGUCUACGGCAUUCCCUUGUGUAGACUUUUUGGCGCUCAAGGGGGUGGGGAGGUGUAGGGGCGGUAGUGGGCUUCAGCGUAUAGGCCCUGGCAACUUUGCGUACUAGUUGCUUACUAGACCGACCAUCGUAGACUGCGACCUGGCACUCUUAGCUCUGUAAUCUGCGCUAGUGAAUGGUAUUGGUACUGUCUGCUGGGGCUACACUAUUGUAUAUGCAAUAGUGCUUGUGCGUGUUCAGGCGCAUGCAGUGGUGGUGCUCUGCAGUUGCGUGGGUGAUAUUUGGGUUCACGCUGAUAGGGGAGAGACGUAGAAGGGUUGGGCUUGUCGCAAUUUGUCAAUUGAUUGCGUCGGAAAAGGGUUUCUCCGUUGAUCGUAACGGUGGGUGAAAGUGAAACGCUUCCGGGAGUGAAGCUGCGUGGGUUUGGUACUUGUUCUCCCCUGUUCCUAGAGGCAGUCCUUGUUCGCGGCCGAGUCGGGGUUCGGCGGUUUGAGAACGGAGCACAUUUUGUGAGUUGAUUGAUCGCUUGUCCUGGAGAAGUCGUGAGGUGGGAAGAUGAUGUGGUAGAUGCGGUGCUGCUGCUUGUGAUCCGACUCAGUGACCUAGCUUCUGGAAGUUGUGAAGUUGGGAAGGCUGAUGUGGGGACAUGAGCACUGAAUGGGCAACACAUGUGUAGGGGCAGCUAGCAAGGCCGGCUUCUUCGAGUUCCCUCAGGAACGAGGCUCGCCCAGUCCCUCGGUCACGCCGAAGGGCACGCAGCCAGAGGAGCCGGCAGCGAAACCCAACAACCCCUCGCCAGAGGAGCGGAGGAAAUCCGGGGCGGGCGUUGAGCAGGAGGCGAGAGCAGAGCUUAAGCCCCAGCUGAGCCUGACGAUUCAGGCGCCCGCCGUGAUCCGGAUCGCACCCACAGUGUACCCAUCCGCAGCGAACAGGAGGCAGGAGAACUGCGUGGUGCCAGCCAUGAGGAGAGCAGGGCUGAACCUGAUCCCGGGGCUGAGCUUCACGCACUCGGUGCUGCAGCGGCAGACCGAGAAUCUGAAGGACCUGUACAGGCUGGGGCGGAAGCUCGGGCAGGGGCAGUUCGGGACGACGUACCUGUGCGUGGAGAAGGCGACGGGGAGGGAGUAUGCGUGCAAGUCGAUUGCGAAGCGAAAGCUGAUCUCGCAGGAGGAUGUGGACGACGUGCGGCGGGAGCUGCACAUCAUGCACCAUUUAUCGGGGCACCCGAACAUCGUGACGAUCAAGGGCGCGUACGAGGAUCAGAUGGCGGUGCACCUAGUGAUGGAGCUGUGCGCGGGGGGGGAACUGUUCGACCGGAUCAUCCAGCGAGGGCACUACUCGGAGGCUCAAGCGGCGGAGCUGUGCCGCGUGAUCGUGGGAGUCGUUGAGACGUGCCAUUCGCUGGGCGUGAUGCACAGGGACCUGAAGCCGGAGAAUUUCUUGCUAUCGGACCAGAGCGAAGGCGCGGCGCUGAAAACGACGGACUUCGGUCUAUCGGUAUUCUUCAAGCCUGGCGAGGUGUUCACGGACGUGGUGGGGAGCCCGUACUACGUGGCGCCGGAGGUGCUGAGGAAGCACUACGGACCGGAGGCGGACGUGUGGAGCGCGGGGGUGAUACUGUACAUUCUACUGAGCGGAGUGCCACCGUUCUGGGCGGAGACGGAGCAGGGGAUAUUCGAGCAGGUAUUGAAGGGCGAGCUGGAUUUUGUGUCGGAGCCGUGGCCGUCUAUAUCGGACAGCGCGAAGGACUUGAUCCGGAGGAUGCUGGACCCGAACGCGAAGCGUCGCCUGAAAGCGCAUCAGGUGCUGAGCCACCCGUGGAUUGGCGAGGAGGGUGUGGCUCCGGACAGGCCAAUGGAUCCCGCGGUUCAAUCGCGGCUGAAGCAGUUUUCGGCGAUGAACAAGCUGAAGAAGGUGGCGAUCCGGGUGAUCGCGGAGCUUUUGUCGGAGGAGGAGAUCGCCGGGCUGCGGGAGAUGUUCAAGAUGAUCGACACGGACCACUCGGGCACCAUCACGUUCGAGGAGCUGAAGAGCGGGCUGGAGAGAGUGGGGUCGAACCUGGUAGAGUCGGAGAUCCGGCAGCUGAUGGACGCUGCGGACGUGGACCAGAACGGGACGAUCGACUACGGGGAGUUUCUGGCGGCCACUCUGCACCUGAACAAGAUCGAGCGGGAGGAGAACUUGUUUGCGGCGUUUUCGUGGCUGGACAAGGACAACAGCGGGUAUCUGACGGUGGACGAGCUGCAGCAGGCUUGCAGCAAGUACAACAUGGGGGAGACGUCGAUCGAGGAUCUGAUCCGGGAGGUGGAUCAGGACAACGACGGGCGGAUCGACUACAACGAGUUCGUGAUGAUGAUGCGGAAAGGGAACGGUGCAGUGGGUCGGACGACGCUGCGGAACAGCCUGAGCCUUUCGGACGCACUGAUGAACCCACAGUGAGGAGCGGAGGGUGUGGGACGCGAGAUGCCGAGUCAAGUGGACCAGUACUGCAUGGUGGGCGAUGUAUUCCCCUAAGCUUCCAGGAGGCACGCAGCAGGAGCAACAGCAGAGGAAGCGGGAGCCUUGUGCUGGUUGGCCAUGCGUGUGUGGAAGAGAGGACGUUGCGAUGGAUGGUUGUGAAGAGGCUGAGACGAUGGCAAGGUGUGUGGGCUGUCGGGCAACGACGGGAAGGCCGCAGACUGGUAAUGUACAUGAGAUAGUGAUGCGAGUAGUGAGUAGCGACAGAGCAGCGAUUUUGCUGAGAGUAGAGGUGGAUCUAUGGGUGGAUAGGGACGGUCAAGCGGCGAGUGGCUGUUUCUGUUUUGCCUGCUGGGCCGCCGAUCGGUCCUGUUUCUGUAAACGCGUGCCGGUGACUGGCGAUUUUCGAUAUGAUUGCUUUGAACAUUAUCGAACCUUUAUUUUCCGGUUUUACUACCA
This is a messenger RNA of Physcomitrium patens, 3149 nucleotides long. Its product is annotated as calcium-dependent protein kinase 4. Gene Ontology annotation, biological process: protein phosphorylation. The record is from RefSeq and is a predicted model, not a curated record. Gene Ontology annotation, molecular function: calcium ion binding; ATP binding; protein kinase activity. Lineage: Eukaryota; Viridiplantae; Streptophyta; Bryopsida; Funariales; Funariaceae.